CUGUACUGCAGAAAUGGCUUCAGGCUUGCCUGUGGAGUUGAGUCUUUCUGCAGGCCAAUGAUUUACAGUGAGUUGUGCUGUGAGUCAGUUGAAACAAUUGAAUUAGAUAUCCCCACAGAUCUUGUUUUCAGCGGAAUGCAUUUGAUUUGUUAGUGAGUCACCAUCUCAAAACCAGGAGCCUGAAGUUGGUGACUCGGCUGUUCAGCUGCUCUUCAGGCAUGGAAAGGUGCUACUUUGUGAGACUCUUUUUCCUGCCCUUAGUGCUGGAAGAUGCUGUGGAUGUGUUGAUGCUGUGGAGUGAUGGGACCUUGAUGCCUUUCUGCUUCAGCAGCUGGUGGAACUCCGUCCGCUCGUUAAUUAUUUUCUGAAAAUCGGGGAUGUGUGAGGAGGUGGGAGAAGCAUUAGGUGGAGAGCAGUACCACAAUCGGGGAUGUGUGAGGAGGUGGGAGAAGCAUUAGGUGGAGAGCAGUACCACAAAGUGUUCUCUCGCCUCCCCAGUCCCUUGCCAGCUGCUAGGAGCAGAGUCUGAAGGAGCCCUGUACCUGCAUUGCCUCCAGCAGCUCCUCGUCCGUGAGCUCUGCCUGGGGGAUCUUGCUGCCCGCUGCGCUCAGCGUGGCCUGAAGGAUUUUGCUUCGAUAUCUUUCAAACUUUUGAUAAAACAGGAAAGUGGGUGUGUUUAGUCUCUAUGUACAACCCUUGGGCAUUUGUGUGGAGUUACAGACACUAUGCUGCCAGGCUUGGACAAAGUGCUAGUGAGUGAUGAAAGGGAAAGUCUGUUUAUGUGAGAGCACAGGCAGUUUGACUGGGCUGCACUGCAGGUGAUGUGAUGAUGAUGUGUUUCUGGGAUGGUCCCUUACCCAGGUAUCAGGCUCUGUGCUUGCUGCCAGGCACAUAUGCCUACAGGACGUGGUUUGAAGGUGAUUCCUGUUACUUUGAGCCUGGAAGGUUAUUAGAAAUCUGGUGAUGUAACUGUUCUGGACUCGAGUUUCCCAAAGCCUGUUUGCUUUGUAAGUGAUGGCAGAGAUGCAUGCUAAAAAGCAGGGAAGCAUAUGGACUAAGUUUCCUGCUCCUCUGGCCCUGUGGCCACAAGGAGAAGCCAAGCCCCUGGGGCAGAGGACUGCAGUGCCCCAGUGCAGCUCCCUCUGCGCUUCUGCCCAAGAAUGUCAAUGCGCUAUCAGAUUUUCUGCUUGAAAUGCCCCCUCCAAGAGGGAGGCAGGAGUCUGAAGGGGCAGAGGCUACACUUACCCUGCAGGUGAGGCACUCCAGUGCCACUCUAGUCUGCAGCUCCUUGUGCUGCAGUGUCUCAGUAUGGCUCUCCAUCGCCUCUUGGGCCCGCUGCUGCUUGCGGAUGUGGUGCCGGCUGGUCAGAACCUCUGUCUGCAGCUGGCUGACUGUCCCCUGUAACUCACUGAUCAGCUUGCUCUGCUCAGCCAGCUUGGAUUCCUGUUCUGCAACAACCUGCAGAGAUACACAAACGAAGCCAGUAUUGGGAGGGAGAAAGUGAGCACUUGGCCACAUCUUCCCAGGACCUGGUCCAAAUGGUUGUUGCAUUUCCCAGGCUGAGUCUACAGCCUUGCCAGUACUGAUGACUGUAAGUUACCAGUAACUUGGAAUUCUCUAAAACUACUGGGUUGAGUAAGUCUUAUUAUGGGUAAACCCCCCCAAGCCUAAAACAAGCCCAACGAAGCAGCUAACAGAGGAGUUUCCUCUGUCGGCCUUGCUCCGGAUUCACCUGUCGAAGGCUGCAGUUCUCCUGCUCUGUUCUCACGAUCAGUUCCUCGUGUUUCCACUCUUCUCUCAGACUGCAAAACUUCAGGGAAAAUAUUGUGUGCUUCAGUUCUGCAGGUCACAGGUGCCCCUCCUGACUGUGAGGAAGCGAACUGUUGCCUAAAGCCCCAUUCCCACCUUGGCAGACAGGGCCUGUAGCUGAUUUUCUUGCUCUCUGAGCUUCUUUUGGAGCAUUUCCUUUUCAGAGUUGGCUCUCCGAAGCUGGGAUUCUUGGAUCUCCAGUUGUCUGUGCAAGGAAGCGAUGGCACCUGUAAAAUUGGAGCACCACUGUUAAGCAAACCGAAUCCCUGCCACAAGCUGUGUGUCUCCUCAGGUCAGGGGAGCAGGAGGGCGGGCAGGCGAGCCCGGUAGCCGGGGCAGCAGCGUGUUUGCCGGCCGCCUUCCCCGGCUACCUGUGGCCGUGCCGUAGUCCUCCCUGGCUUUCCGCAGCGCCUCGCGGAGCUGGGGCUCGGCUCCCGGGCUCCCGUCCAUGGCCGCGGAGGCGGGUGGGGCUCGGGAAGGCCGCUCGCCCCUCGCGCGGCCCCGCGCCGCCUCCGCUUCCCGCCCGGUCGCCCGGCAACGGCGGCGGGGCCGCGCCUUCCGCUUCCGGGCCGGGGCCGCGCCGCCGCCAUGGGGCGGAAGAAGAAGACGCUGCACGACUACGCGGCCGAGUUCUCGGAGCUGUCGGUGAAGCGGCAGCUGCUGCAGCGCGGCGGCGAGGCCGCGGUGGUGGAGACGCUGUACUGCGCGUGCUGCCAGCUGCCCAUGCGCGUCCGCCGCGACCGCAUCCUCGAGCACCUCUCGUCCGGCCGCCACUACCGCAACCGCCGCCUGCUCCGCCAGCACGGCCCCCGCGCCCCGCUGCGCUCCGCAGGUCCGGACGUCGGCCCCGGCUUGCCGCCGCAGCUCGACGCGCCCCGCCUGCUGUCCCGGCCGCCCUUCGUCCUCGCCGCCAGCCCCGGCCCCAGCGCCGGCUGCGCCAUGGUCCCCUCGCCGCCCUCCUACCACAAGCUGCUGCUUCCCCAGCGCCCCGGCGGCUGCCCGGCCGCCCCCCGGCGGGACACGGCGCCGUCCACCUCCGCCGGCCUCCACGCGAGGGUCGCGCCGGCCCCCUCCGAGCAGGCGCGGCACAGAGGGGCAGCGCCCGAGGCCUGCGACGGCCCAGCGCCCGCCUUGCCGCACGGCAGCUCCGUCGGCCUCGCCCUCUUCGGCGUAGGGCUCGUUAAUAAAGCCUUGUUUCAAAGCCUGAUGGAGGAAAGCGGCUGCUGCUUGCUUUACGUCGUGGAGGAUCGGCUGGAGGAGGUGCAGCACACCUUCAGCGCCGAGUUCCUGGCUGGCACCAGGGUGCUGCGGCAGCAGGACGCCCACGUCGCGCUCAGCGAUCAGCGAGUCUCUGGAGCCAUUAUCUGUUCACCACCUGAGGAAGCCUCUGAGAUGGUGCUGGACGCUUUACGAGCGGGUAAAGGGGUGUUCUGUGAGAGGCUGCCCAGCUGCGACAGGCAGACGGCGGGAGCUUGCUUUGACGAGGCCGACCGGCGCGGGAGGCCCUUGGUCUGCGGCUUCUACAAGCGCUUCGACCCGGCGCUGCAGUUCUUGUGCAAGAAGGUGCGCGACAGCCAGGCGCUGGGGAGGAUCCACCGCGUGUUGGCCGUCAGCAGCACGUACCCUGCAGCCUCUCCCAGCUUCCUGAAAACAUCAGGUGGAAUUUUCUAUAAUGCUGCUGUGCACGAUAUAGAUAUUGUCAGUUUGUUGUUGGGAGAGAGUGCACCAGAUACAGUGUUUGCACUGGGACACGCCUUCUGUGCAGACAUGGCCUGCCUGAAGGAUGCCGACACCGUAGCAGUCAGCAUGAAGUUUCCCAGUGGAGCCGUCGUCACUCUGGACAUCAGCCAGCACUGCACUAAGAGCUGGGAUCAGAGACUGGAGGUGCAGGGUUCCCAAGGAACGUUGCGGGUAGAUAACGGGAACCCCCUGGGGAUCACGGAGCACGGCACGUCGGUGUCCAUCUGCUCACAGACCCAAACUGAUCGCUACAGGGACGCACACAGGGAGCUCUUCCGGCACUUCCUGAGGACCCUCAAAGGCAAGGAGCCCCCUGUGAUAACCAAAGAGCAGUUUCUCUGGACGAUUCAGGUCGCUGCAGCUGCCGAAGAGUCCUGGAGGAACGGGUCUGCUGUCGACCUGCGCAGCGAGGCACUGGGCUCGUCUGUAGUCAAGACUGAGAUAAUGUGACAUGCUGCUGCCUUGGGAGCUGAGGGAUACCCUUCAGCCCUGCUACAGUGAGGGGUUUCCAUGGAGCGAUGUCUCUGCUGUAACCUGAAAUCAGAGCCGUGGUUCUGCCAGGACAGAGGCGCGUUGGAUGCAGAGCUGCUCCCCGCUGAGCUGCGCCUCAGCCGCACUCUGGACACUUUCAUCCUGGCAGCCUUUCCUGCCAGAGGGCUCUGCUGCCCGAGGAGCUGCUUUCCCAGGAGAGGACUGCUGCUCCUCGGGCCGUGGCACAGUGCCCAGGCCCCAGCCGCUGUGCCGGCGCCUGGCAGCUGCGCGAGCGGGGCGACGGGUUGCUCCGGGCAUCGCCUGCCUCUCGCCCCUCUCCUUUCUGUGUGUGCAGGAAUGGGACUUCUGCGCUCAACUCACCUCCUAUUUAUUUUUUUUUGUUGUUUUUUACCCGGUUUUCUACAUCUUUUCAAUCUCAUUUUCUUGGAGGACGUGGGGAGAAGAAAGGAAAAGGCAGGGAGAGAGCCCCGUGGCCAUCCUGACGUUGGGAGAUGAGAGACGCUGUCGUAAGACUGUAAAUGAAGGCUGUUCUGCAGAGGAGUGGUGCAUGUGGGCGUUGCAGUAGUGAACCCUGUGUUCUCAGAGGGCUUUCAGAAUGCAGUGAGUGUGUUGGUGCAGGGCCCCUGGACGGUGUCUGUGGCUGGGGGCUGUUGCUCCCCUUGCUUAAACACAAAUGUUGUAUGUUAACACUUUAGUAGCAAAACUGAACGGAUAGUCACAUGCUUUGAGUGUAGGAGGGGCAUCUGGUUGUGUAUCUUAGAGGUGUUCUCAUUACAGUCCAGCAGAUCCACACCACAGAGUAAGGUAGUGCCUUCGACAAAGGCCAGUCUGCUGCUGCCCCAGGGCCUUUGUACCUCCUGACUCCUGUGGUGAGCCGACUGCAGGUCACAGAUUCGACUCCCUGCUGCUCACACACCAGUUUUCAGGGUCUUUUGAAAGGUUGGUUUUUUUAUUGUAUUAAAACAACGUUCUUGCCUUGAGUGUUGGUUUGUCAGUGACACUUGUUGCAAGAUUCUCUGGGUCAUUCAGCUUCCAGUUCCUGCAUAUGGAACAUGAGACUAGAAAUAGUGGCAUUUAGCACUAAAGACAGUUCUCUGGUGGAAAUUGGUUUUGACAGGGUUUUCUGUGGAGCGUUGGGCACAGGGAGCAGCACCCAGAGCUGCUUUCUUCUGCUCCCUGGGGCAGGCUGGCUCCGUGACUGUGAGGAGCAAAGGGCCCAUCUGGGGCAGGGCUGCAUCUCCUCACGGCUUCCAGGUUGCUUGAUGAAGCAAAGCCAGCCCAGGCCCUUGGUAGGGCAGCGCUGCCAUGGGAAGACACGUUCCCUGAGUGUAACCAAGCUGCAGUUGCCAGCUGUUGGGAUUCCCACAUGUGCUUUUAUUGUGUUACAGAAGAGAAGCAACCACAGCUAUAAAAAUAACACAUUUCCCAAAGAGAACGUUACAAAGGCCAGCGCUGGUGUGUUCACACUGCUGCCAGGAGCCUCGGCUCACGUGGAAAGCACAAAGGGCUGUCUCAGGACCCUUAAAGCGCUGAAGUGCUCUCAGGAGCCGUUGUCUGGGGACGUGGGUUCACAGUUCAGCAGCGCCAGAGGAGUCGGUUCCUGCUGGGAGCAGUGUGACGGGCUCAGGACGGGGCCCUGGGGCCUGCAGCCCCCCUGGCAGGGAGAGGAGGCAGCUCCUGCACGCCCCAGGCUGAGGGGCACUGACAGAGUUCCUCCCUUGGAGUGGGGCCAGACACAGCCCUGGGAGGAGGAGAAGACGUGUCUCAGGGCAAGCCCUGCAUGUCGUGGGUGGGACUCAAGCUCUUGCUGAGGGUCUGAGGCUUUGUGAAGGGCCACCUCAGCCCAGGGGAGCUGAGCAGUGAGUGCAGCUCUGCCUGCUGGAGGCCUCUGUCGCAGGGGCUGUGCAGGGAGGAGAUGCAGCAGUGGGAAGGGGCCAGGCAGCCUCGUUUCUGCAGGGAUUCCCUCAGGCUGCACCCCGAGGGAGGGGGCAGAGGAAGGAGCUCCCAACUCUCCCUCAGUCUCCCCGCAGCGUCACCUCCGUGAGGUGCCUUUCUGGGGCGUGUGUGGGAUGUUGGAUCCCAACGUGCAGUCGCUAGAGGCCGGGAAGGAUCCCGCUUGCCUGCGUCCUUGCUUUCUGCUGAGGGUCUUUUACAGCCUGAAUCAACAAAUUACACCUGGGAAAAACAACCAGAAACAGAAAACAAAACAGGACACCUAGUCCCUCUCCUUUCCCCAAACCAGCAUCGAAUCUCCACCUCCCUGAUGGAGCAGGGAGGAUGAUCCAGGCCUCUGACUUCCACGAGAGCUCCCCGCUGCCCCUCCUCUGUGCUUGUGUGUAAGACACUCAGAGGAGGGGGGAAAAGAAGAGCUUUGAACAGAUAAGGCUGGAGACACGACUUUCUGCAUGUUUACAUGCUAGAACAUGAAGUUAAUUUACUUGACACUGCGGUGCCUCCGGAGCAAGGAGCAAUUUUUAUAGCUUACAGGAAAAUAAAUCUUCUUCUCCUCCUCGCGGCACAAUGAGUACACUGUAUGUACAUCUGCUUCGGUGCUAUGUACAGACACUGAGGGACUCGAACACAUCAGGAACUGACACACAGGCUCUGUGCUGCUCUACAAAGGACCGAGGGAAGGGGGGAGGUUGUGGCAGUCCGUCGGGAAAGCGAGUGGCGUGGCCGGGCCUCGGGCAGCUUGUGUCCGGGGACUGGACGGGCCGAGCCCCGGCUCCAGAGUCCCAUCGGCCCGGGCAGUGCAGGGAGCACAGAGCUGGGGCUGAGCAGUGCCAGGGCUGCUCCCAGCGAGAGAAACUCGUGUCCCCCGUGCGCUGCGGGGUUCAGCCCGGCUGCUGCGCUCCGGUCAGAGCCGCGCCGGCGGGAAGGUCCCGCCGUGCCAGGCCCCUCUCCUGCACGUCCCACGGGGCUCGGGGCUGUGCUGUCACGCACGGCUGGGACGUCCCCU
Molecule: messenger RNA, 7000 nt
Organism: Colius striatus (speckled mousebird)
Lineage: Eukaryota; Metazoa; Chordata; Aves; Coliiformes; Coliidae
Product: myo-inositol 2-dehydrogenase-like
Exons: 10
Coding region: 2398-3999 (533 amino acids)
Biological process (GO): NADPH regeneration
Cellular component (GO): cytoplasm
Molecular function (GO): oxidoreductase activity; nucleotide binding
Source: RefSeq, a predicted model, not a curated record